AUGUCAGCAAGAACAUACAAAUCUGAUAAUGAAGAAUUGCACAUAAUAAGUUUCAAAGGGAAAGCAGUAAAUCAUACUCUGUUAUACGAUGACUAUGGUGACAAUUACGAGAUUACAUUAAAAUAUUACUUUGAAAUUUAA
Entrophospora sp. SA101 is the source of this 141-nucleotide messenger RNA. Lineage: Eukaryota; Fungi; Glomeromycota; Glomeromycetes; Entrophosporales; Entrophosporaceae. The record is from the annotation of a GenBank genome assembly.